UGCGGGCCGAGCCCCGCCCCCCGCCCGCCGCCUGAGCCCGCGCCCGCCCGCACCAUGCUCAAGUGCAUCCCGUUGUGGCGCUGCAACCGGCACGUGGAGUCGGUGGACAAGCGGCACUGCUCGCUGCAGGCCGUGCCCGAGGAGAUCUACCGCUACAGCCGCAGCCUGGAGGAGCUGCUCCUCGACGCCAACCAGCUGCGUGAGCUGCCCAAGCCCUUUUUUCGGCUGCUGAACCUGCGCAAGCUGGGCCUGAGUGACAACGAGAUCCAGCGGUUGCCCCCUGAGGUGGCCAACUUCAUGCAACUGGUGGAGCUGGACGUGUCUCGGAAUGACAUCCCUGAGAUCCCCGAGAGCAUCAAGUUCUGCAAAGCCCUGGAGGUUGCAGACUUCAGUGGGAAUCCUUUGUCCAGGCUCCCCGAAGGUUUCACUCAGCUGCGCAGCCUGGCUCAUCUGGCCCUGAAUGAUGUCUCCUUGCAGGCGCUACCUGGGGACGUGGGCAAUCUCGCCAACCUGGUGACCUUGGAGCUCCGGGAGAAUUUGCUCAAGUCCUUGCCUGCGUCCUUGUCUUUCCUGGUCAAGCUGGAACAGCUGGAUCUGGGAGGCAACGAUCUGGAAGUGCUGCCUGACACCCUGGGGGCCCUGCCCAACCUGCGUGAGCUGUGGCUGGACCGGAACCAGCUGUCGGCCCUGCCCCCGGAACUCGGGAAUCUGCGGCGCCUGGUGUGCCUGGAUGUGUCAGAGAACCGGCUGGAGGAGCUGCCUGCGGAACUCGGGGGGCUGGUGCUGCUCACCGACCUGCUGCUCUCCCAGAACUUGCUGCAGCGGCUUCCUGACGGCAUUGGUCAGCUGAAGCAGCUGUCCAUCUUGAAGGUAGACCAGAAUCGCCUCUGCGAGGUGACGGAGGCCAUUGGGGACUGUGAGAACUUGUCAGAGCUGAUCCUCACGGAGAACCUGCUGACGGCCCUGCCCCGCUCCUUGGGGAAGCUGAGCAAGCUGACCAACCUCAACGUGGACCGGAACCGCCUGGAGGCACUGCCGCCUGAGAUUGGGGGCUGCGUGGCACUCAGCGUCCUCUCUUUGAGGGACAACCGCCUGGCUGUCCUGCCGCCGGAGCUCGCCCACACGGCCGAGCUGCAUGUGCUGGAUGUGGCCGGGAACCGUCUGCAGAGUCUGCCGUUCGCACUCACGCACCUCAACCUGAAGGCCCUGUGGCUGGCGGAGAACCAGGCGCAGCCCAUGCUUCGGUUCCAGACUGAGGACGAUGCCCAGACCGGCGAGAAGGUGCUCACCUGCUACCUGCUGCCCCAGCAGCCCCUGCCCAGCCUCGAGGACCCGGGGCCGCGGAGCAGCCCUUCGGAGAGCUGGGGUGACGCCCCGCUCAGCCGCGUCAGCGUCAUCCAGUUCCUGGAGGCCCCCGCGGGCGACGAGGACGCAGAGGAAGCCGCUGCCGAGAAACGGGGCCUGCAGCGUCGGGCUACGCCUCACCCCAGCGAGCUCAAGGUGAUGAAGAGGGGUGUGGAGCGUCGAAGCGAAGCCGCCUCCUGCAGGCCCGACUCCGCACAGCGCUCACCCUCACCCCCGCCCUCGGAGGAGGAGAAGAGGCUGAGCACCGAGUCUGGCCUGAGUGCGGACUCGCACCUGUCUGCCAGCACAGCCUCCCAGGGUGAGCCCGAGGGCCCGCUGGCCGAGGUGGAGGGGCCGAGCCAGCAGGAAUCCACGCCAACCACCCAGGAGGAGGUCGUAGAGGAGAUCUAUGAGGAGCCCACAGUGCGCUUCGCGGAGGACACGCUGCUCCUGCCCAGGGAGGAUGGCGAGAGCGAGGAGGGGCAGCUGGAGGCCCCCUGGCCCCUGCCGGGUGAGAGACAGAGGCUUAUCCGCAAGGACACGCCCCACUACAAGAAGCACUUCAAGAUCUCCAAGCUGCCCCAGCCCGAGGCCGUGGUGGCCCUGCUGCAGGGGACACAGCCAGAUAGUGAGGGCCCAGUAGGGUCUGGGGGCUGGCACAAUGGCCCCCACGUGCCCUGGGCUCCUCGAGCCGAGGAGGAGGAGGAAGAGGAAGACGAGGAGGAGGAGGAAGCAGCGGCAGGAGCCGAGGAGGCGGACGAGGAGGAGGAGGAGAGGGAGGAGGCCGUGGCCUCUGCACCCUCUGUCAAGGGGGUGUCGUUCGACCAGGCCAAUAACCUGCUGAUAGAGCCCGCUCGCGUUGAGGAAGAAGAGCUGACGCUCACCAUUGUGCGGCAGACGGGGGGCCUGGGCAUCAGCAUCGCGGGCGGCAAGGGCUCCACCCCCUACAAGGGCGACGACGAGGGCAUAUUCAUCUCCCGGGUAUCUGAGGAGGGCCCUGCGGCUCAGGCUGGGGUCCGAGUAGGCGACAAGCUCCUCGAGGUGAACGGCGUGGCCUUGCAGGACGCCGAGCACCAGCAGGCCGUGGAGGCGCUGCGUGGGGCGGGCACCACGGUGCACAUGCGGCUGUGGCGGGAGCGUAUGGUGGAGCCCGAGAACGCGGUCACCGUCACGCCUCUGCGGCCUGAGGACGACUACAGCCCCCGGGAGCGGUGGGGAGGCGGCCUGCGCCUGCCCCUGCUCCAGCCCGAGCCCCCCGGGCCCCUCCGCCAGCGCCACGUGGCCUGCCUCGUGCGCAGCGAGAAGGGCUUGGGCUUCAGCAUCGCUGGGGGGAAAGGCUCCACACCCUACCGGGCUGGAGACCCGGGUAUCUUCAUCUCCCGCAUUGCGGAGGGGGGCGCCGCCCACCGGGCGGGCACCCUGCAGGUCGGCGAUCGCGUCCUCUCCAUCAACGGGGUGGACAUGACGGAGGCCAGGCACGACCACGCUGUCUCCCUGCUGACCGCUGCCUCUCCCACCAUCGCCCUGCUGCUGGAACGGGAGGCCGGGGGGCCACUUGCCCCCGGUCCUCCACCACACUCCCCCCCACCCCCUGCUGCUACCACCACCACCGUGGCCACUGCCACCCCUGGGGAGCCCGGGCCGCUAAGGCUGGCCCCCAGUUUGCUGGCCGCUGCCCUGGAGGGGCCGUACCCAGUGGAGGAGAUCUGUCUGCCGAGAGCUGGGGGCCCCCUGGGGCUCAGCAUUGUCGGGGGCUCCGACCACUCCAGCCACCCAUUUGGUGUCCAGGAGCCCGGCGUGUUCAUCUCUAAGGUGCUCCCCCGGGGCCUGGCUGCACGCAGUGGCCUGCGGGUUGGGGACCGCAUCCUGGGAGUGAACGGGCAGGAUGUGCGGGACGCCACCCACCAGGAAGCGGUCAGCGCCCUGCUGCGGCCCUGCCUGGAGCUGGUCCUGCUCGUGCGGAGGGACCCGCCGCCCCCGGGCAUGCGGGAGCUCUGUAUCCAGAAGGGCCCUGGAGAGAAGCUGGGCAUCAGCAUCCGUGGGGGCGCCAAGGGCCACGCAGGGAACCCCUGUGACCCCACGGACGAGGGCAUCUUCAUCUCCAAGGUGAGCCCCACAGGAGCAGCCGGGCGAGAUGGCCGCCUGCGGGUGGGGCUGCGGCUGCUGGAGGUGAACCAGCAGAGCUUGCUGGGCCUGACGCACGGCGAAGCCGUGCAGCUGCUACGCAGCGUGGGCGACACCCUGACUGUGCUUGUCUGUGAUGGCUUCGACACCAGCGCCCCCGAGGUGUCCCCAGGCGUCAUCGCCAACCCCUUUGCAGCGGGCAUUGGCCGCCGGAACAGCCUGGAAAGCAUCUCCUCCAUCGACCGGGAGCUGAGCCCCGAGGGCCCCGGCAAGGAGAAGGAGCUGCCUGGACAGACCCCACAGAGGGGGCCGGAGGCCGUGGGUCGGACCCUGGAGAGCCUGAAGCUGGACUGCCGUGCCCUGGCCGCCACACCCAGCGCCGGCAAUGUGCAGAGGGUGCCGUCUGGGGCAAGCGGCGGGAAGAUGACUGAGGCCCCCUGUUCCCCUGGCCACCAGCAGACAAAGCCUGGGGUGAUCCAGCCAGUGGCUCAGGCCUGGCCAAGGGGCUCCCCAGCCCUCAGGGGCAGAGGUGAUCCCCAAUCCCCCCCCUCCCCGCCCUCCCCGCCCUCCCCUGACGAGCUGCCCGCCAACGUGAAGCAGGCGUAUAGGACCUUCGCUGCCGUGCCCGGCCUGCACCCGCCCCUGGAGGCCCCUGCCCAGCCCCCCACGCCUGGGCCCACGGCCUCCCCGGAGCAGCUGUCCUUCCGCGAGCGGCAGAAGUACUUCGAGCUGGAGGUGCGGGUGCCCCACACGGGGGGUCCCCCUAAGCGCGUGUCGCUGGUGGGUGCCGACGACCUGCGGAAGAUGCAGGAGGAGGAAGCCCGAAAGCUGCAACAGAAGAGGACGCAGAUGCUGCGCGAGGCGGCGGGGGAUGCGGCGGACGCGGGGCGCACGGAAGGCGAGGCCCCCGAGGACGAGGAGCCCGAGGAGGAGCUGCCCUGGGCCGGCCGGGGCCCCGCCGCAGGGCUUGGCCCCGCGUCCCCCCCGCCGCAGGGAGGCGGCGCUCCGGUGCGGACGGCCAAGGCCGAGCGGCGCCACCAGGAGCGGCUGCGCGUGCAGAGCCCGGAGCUGCCGGCGCCUGAGCGGACCCUGUCCCCGGCGGAGCGCCGCGCCCUGGAGGCCGAGAAGCGCGCGCUGUGGAGGGCGGCCAGGAUGAAGUCUCUGGAACAGGACGCCCUCCGCGCACAGAUGGUCCUCAGCAAGUCUCAGGAGGGCCGAAGCAAGCGGGGGCCUCUGGAGCGCCUGGCCGAGGCCCCCUCGCCCGCGCCCACCCCGUCACCCACCCCCUUGGAAGACCUCGGCCUCCAGACCGGCACCUCCCCGGGACGCUUGGCCUUGUCUGGGAGGAAGUUUGACUACAGGGUGUUUGCAGCCCUCCCCUCUUCCAGACCUGUCUUUGACAUGCAGUCCCCAGAUUUUGCUGAGGAGCUGAGGUCCUUGGAACCGUCUCCGAGCCCUGGUCUGCCAGAGGAGGAUGGAGAGGUGGCCAUGGUGCUUCUGGGCAGGCCUUCUCCAGGCGCCGCGGGCCCCGAGGAGGUGGCCCUGUGCAGCAGCCGCCGCGCCGUCCGGCCGGGGCGCCGGGGCCUGGGCCCGGUGCCCUCCUAGAGGGUCAGGGUACCUCCCCCGACUUGGGGUGGGGGCCCUGCCAGCUCCAACACCACCCUUGCCUCGAGUCUUUUAACCUGGCCAUUAGCAUUUUAAAGAGGUCCCCUCAGGAGUUCUGGCCGCUAACUGCCCCCUCCCCAGCCGGGACCUCCUGGCGAGACUGUAACUAGUGAUGUUUGUACAACCAAAGACUCUAUUUUGUGGUUUAAGGAGAAUAAAAUUGACUACGUUUUA
Messenger RNA from Balaenoptera ricei (Rice's whale), 5307 nucleotides. RefSeq names its product scribble planar cell polarity protein (gene SCRIB). Bases 55 to 5073 code for a protein of 1672 amino acids. Gene Ontology annotation, cellular component: postsynaptic membrane; adherens junction; postsynaptic density. Gene Ontology annotation, biological process: neurotransmitter receptor transport postsynaptic membrane to endosome; neurotransmitter receptor transport, endosome to postsynaptic membrane. Gene Ontology annotation, molecular function: protein binding. The transcript is spliced from 38 exons. Lineage: Eukaryota; Metazoa; Chordata; Mammalia; Artiodactyla; Balaenopteridae. The record is from RefSeq and is a predicted model, not a curated record.